This is a messenger RNA of Larimichthys crocea (large yellow croaker), 8485 nucleotides long. RefSeq names its product serine-rich adhesin for platelets-like. Gene Ontology annotation, biological process: glial cell differentiation; central nervous system development; skeletal system development. The transcript is spliced from 9 exons. Gene Ontology annotation, cellular component: perineuronal net; synapse. The coding region runs from base 281 to 8485 and encodes 2734 amino acids. Gene Ontology annotation, molecular function: hyaluronic acid binding. The record is from RefSeq and is a predicted model, not a curated record. Lineage: Eukaryota; Metazoa; Chordata; Actinopteri; Sciaenidae.
CUCUCUGACGAAAUAACUGUGCGUUAGUCAAAAUUGAACUUGUUGCUUGCCAGCACUUCACGGUUUCUGUCGCUCCAUUCAGAACCAGGAUCAUCCCAGACUGGGAGCCUGGAACUCUGGAGAAUCAAGGAGAAGAGAAAGGCGCACCGAGAACAAAAGUGUUGCUUUGGAGUGGAGAUAUUUGGACACUUUUACGCACGCAUGUUACGCACUGGGACUAACUGGAGUUAAGGACAUAUAUCAGUAUUUGCACAUUUUAUGGAAUAAAACAGCUUUAAAAAUGAUACUAAAUAUAAAGCACAUCCUUUGGUUAUAUUGUCUCUGUGAAGCUGCAACUGUAACAGCCUCCAAUGCAUUAUCGAUUAUCAGACCAGUCACUGGGUCUCUCUCAGGGAAGGUCAAUCUUCCCUGCUACUUCUCCACCAUCCCAACCUCAGCACCGGUCAUCAGUCCCAAUGGAACUACCAUUUAUAACGGAGAUUACUUGCGGAUCAAAUGGACCAAAAUAGAGGGAGAAGUAGAAUCCACAGUGCUGGUAGCACAAAACGGGUUCAUCAAAAUAGGCUCCAGCUACAGGAACCGUGUAUCAGUGCCUAGUCACCCUGAGGACGUAGGCGAUGCCUCAUUGACAGUGGUCAAGCUGCGUGCCAGUGAUGCGGGUACCUAUCGUUGUGAGGUCAUGUACGGCAUUGAGGACACCCAGGAUACAGUUAACCUUGAUGUCAACGGUGUUGUGUUCCACUACCGGGCAAGUACUAGCAGGUACACUUUGGACUACCCGACGGCCAUCCAAACUUGCCAAAAUAUUGGAGCAACGAUUGCUACAUAUGAACAACUAAAAGCAGCCUAUGAGGAUGGCUUUGAUCAAUGUGACGCUGGAUGGAUUGCUGACCAGACCGUGAGAUACCCUGUGACAAAGCCAAGGAAGGGCUGCUAUGGCAACCUACAGACUAAACCUGGUGUCAGGUCGUAUGGGACCAGGAAACCCACGGACACCUAUGAUGUAUACUGUUAUGUUGACAAACUUAAGGGUGAAGUGUUCUAUGCUCCUGUGACCCAUAAGAUGACUUUUGAGGAGGCACGUAACGAGUGUAAGAAGAGAAACGCUGUCCUGGCAACCCCUGGCCAGCUCCAUGCUGCCUGGCGACAAGGUCUAGACAAAUGUGACUAUGGAUGGCUCUCGGACGGCAGUGCACGACAUCCUGUCUCAGUACCCAGACUGAAAUGUGGGGGAGGCCUGCUCGGCGUUAGGACCAUGUACCGCUACAGGAACCAGACUGGCUUUCCAGAACCAACUAUGAAGCUCGGGGCUUACUGUUUUAAAGGAAGAAGAGAAGUGAUCAACCAGACUUCCUUUGUGGAUAUGGCUGUGGUAGAAAUUAUUUCCACCACCACCAUCAGCUCGACUACCAUCCCUUUACUGGAGAGUAGCUCUACUACGCUAACCCCAACAUCUGAAACUACAACAGAGGCAGAAGAGUCUCCAGACACUUCAGUUCCUACAAAUCCUCCAUCUAUGUUCUCUACCAGUAUGGCACCACCUCGGCCUACUACAGCAGACCAGGAAGAAGAGUUAAUCACCACAGUUGCACCGACCAUCAAAGAGGAACAUGAAGACACUGAUGUAACAGCUACACCAGACUUUAAUGUUGAUGAUUUUGUAAGUGAAAAUACCCAUGUGGAAUCUAUUCCCCGGCGUGGUGACACAUUCCCACAUCCACAAAACACAACAGAAAGCACUGAUACCACAGAGCCUACAGAGGAGCCAGAUGACGAUCACUCAGUAAUAGAGAUCAGCACAAUUCAACCAGAUAUCCCUAUACCAGAUACGUCUGUCAUCACAGAGCCCUUGUUUGCUAAGGGGAAAACUGAGGAAACUGUUCCGGACUCUGCGAUCACCACAGCAGUGACGUCUGACCUCGCAGACACUACAACAGAAUCAAGCGAACUGAGCAGCGAGGAAGUGUUCAGCUCCUCAGCACCUUCAACCGGUGGGCUUGAGUCAACAACAGCAUUUCCUGACUAUAAUUAUGGCAUUGAUGAGAUUGCGACUGAGUUUGGUGUGGAGGCAUUGCCACCUACUCCACCAUCUCAGCAGGACCUCACAUCCAGCCCAUCAGACAGCACUAGUAUUAGUGAUGAAACAACAAUCUCCACAACAAUCCCCACAACAACCUUUAUGUGUAACACCCAACCCGGCAGCGAGGAGGAGAUCACCACCACCACACCGGCCACCACACCAGAGACUACACCUCAAAUGCAGGCUGUAGAGACAACAGCUGUCUUCAAGGAAGAGACCACAUCUGCAGCUUCAACAGGCACCACUGUCAUGAUUGACAGUGAACUGUCUACUGACGAUGUGACAUCAUCAACAAGUGUACAGGUCUUUGAUGAGUCUACCACUCAGUUGCCAGAGCCCGGCGAUGACUCAGUGACAGAGGACGACACAGCAACAGAGAUUGGCACCGAGUUCUUUACAUCAGCUCCCGUGGCUUCAGCUGUUGCUGAUGGGACUACUACUCCACAUGCAGUGGUCACUGUAUCAGUUGACCAGGCUCUGCAGUCACAAGACUCUCAGUCUCCUGCCAUACCAGUUGUGUCUGACCAUCCCACGCCUUCAAUAGCCGACGGUGAGCCUAUCUUGCAGAGUAGAGACCCAGACGUUUUCUCACAAGCUGCUGUAACCAUCACCCCAACUGUUAGCUUUAUAAAUGGUAAACAUGAGAUCACACUGGAGCCACAGAGCCCAGAAGCAAAAGAGGCCAAAGGUAGCCAGACUUUGACAAAUGUGACAACUCUAGAAACAAGCGAAGAAAUUACAACUGUGUUCGAUUAUAGUUGGACUGAUCUCUCUGUUGAUAGCACCACAGAGUCUACAGAGGAACCCACAGCAAUACUGACCUCUACAGAGAUCCCAGAUGUUACUGACUAUGACCCUUAUAUAAUCCCAAUAGUUGAAUCAACACCACCUCAAAUACUCCCUGAUAUAGAUGAGCUGACUACAAAAGGCCCCACACAGACAGAUACAACCUCUGUUCUGGUCUCAACAGAGGAUGACAUGGCUCAUUCGAAAACUACACAAAAAACUGCCACAGAUGCCACACGGGUGAUGAGUGAUGUCACAGCUACCUCCGCUGACUUUGUUCCUACAGUAACACCAGCUGAGAGGCAGAUCACCAAAGUAACAAAAGAAACCCAAACAAUGAAGGCUGGGGAAACCACCACUGUCAUCACCUCAUCUGUACAAGAAGAGGUAGGCGAGUCAGGGAGGACUCCCACGUAUGUGAAAAGUGACUCAGAAGUGACUCAGACAGAGAAGACUAAGGACCAAGCCCCUGUGACUUCUUCAUCUGAACGUUACACAGCCAAAGAUGAAGCUGAAACCACAGAGGAAUCAAAGAGCACAUCUGCCGCUCCAGCUGUUGAAGACAGCACUCAUUCUACAUUACAGCCUGUGCACACUCCCUCGUCUGAUGACGCUGAUGGGAAAACAUCAACAUCAACAACUAGUGACUCACAGAGCUCCACUCAAGAUGUGGAGGGAGGGAAAGAGACCCAAGCCCCAAAAGAAUUUGCCUUCAGCACAAUGGCUCCUUCAGUAUCUAUUAGUUCAAUUUCUUCUGAACAGACAGACAGGACUGAGGUAACACCAGCUAUAGAUGUAGGAAGCACUGAAUCAUUAACAUCUAUUGCACCUGCCUUGGCUGAAACUUCAGAGGGUUCAGUCACAAGUCAGGGAGAGACUACAGACAGACAAAUGCCUUCCAUCACACCUACUGAGAAACUUGCAACUGAUGCAAUGUCUACACCUGAGCACGAGGGUUCAGGGGUUCAAACAGUAACCAUAUUUACAAGCAGCCCGCCAUCACGUCACACCUCUGCAGGGACUGUGACGUCAUCUUCAAGUUUAAAUGCAACAGAUGAAGCUACAUUGGAGACUGAUGUAACAUUAAAAGAGACAACAACUCCUCCCUCUCACGAAUCUGUUGAAACCACUCCUUCCCCCUUAUACAGUGCUAUUAAAAUUAUCACAACAACAAUGGCCUCAUUCACUGAAUAUUUCAGUCAGUACUCAACACAAACUGAAUUACCUGAACAAAAAGUGGAUACAAUGUCAAGCACUGAGACUGCAUCUUUGACACCAACCGAAAGUGAAACAAGAGUGCCAACUGCAUCAGUGUCACCUGACACACAAGCAACUGUAACCACAAGUCAGACAGAUAAAGCAUCAGUCACACCAGAAUCAAGUAGUACUCUCUCAACAACAGAUGAAGAGAGCUCAGGUGUACAGACAACAGAGAUGUCCAGCAAACAAACAACGACUCCGACAGUAUCUUCAUUGUUUAGCACGGAGAAGCCAACAGCAGUGCCAGAUAUACACAGUACUGUUACAAAACGUACAGAAAGCCCAUCAGUUACUGGGAGGGUGGAGAAAAGCUCUGUCUUGACCCCAGCAGAAGAAGGUGGCUCAGGCGACCAAACCGAAGACAUGUUCACUAAGAGCUCCUCGGUCACCACUAAAUCGUCUCUCUAUAGCACUAAAGCACCAACAGCAGCAUCUUCUAUUGCCUCCUCUGUUGUUUCGGACAUUGAGGAAAAAGAAGUUAGUAGUGAAAUUACAACAGUGGAGUCGAUUCCUUCAUCUAGUGGAUCAACUGUGAAACCUGAGACAACAUCACUCCUCAUUACCACCGAUACAAAGAUUUCUGGAGACGGCAGUGUGGAUUUCACUGAAGACUCAAACAUCACAGCAACUACUGUCUCCUCUAUGUUGAGUACAGAGUCACCAUUAGUCACAGCCACAGGUGAAACUGAAAAAAGUGAUACUUCAAAAACAACUGUGACUGUAACUUCAUCACUGUACAGUACUGAUAGACCGUCUUCAGUGUCACCUGAAACAGAAGCAACUGUAACCUCAAGUGAGACAGAGAAAGCAUCAGUCACACCAGAAUCAAGUAGUACGCUCUCAACAACAGCUGAAGAGAGCUCAGAUGACCAGACUACUGAGGUGUCCAGCAAAGAGUCUACGACUUCUACACCUUCCUCAUUGUUUAGCACAGAGAGGCCAACAGCAUUACCAGUUACCGAAGAGGACAGUGCCGCCACAGUCCAGACAGAGAAACCCUCAGUAUUUUCAAUUACUGCUAAGACAGAGCACAGUUCCAUUUACACCCCAGCAGAAGAAGAAGGGUCAGGCAAUCAAACAGAAGACACGUUCACUCAGACCCCCUCUGUCACAGCUAAAUCAUCCCUUUACAGCACAGAAGCUUCACCAUCAAUGUCACCUGAAAAACCAGCAACUGUAACCACAAGUGAGACAGAGAAAGCAUCAGUCACACCAGUAUCAAGUACUACUCUCCUAACAACAGAUAAAGAGAGCUCUGGUGAUCAGACGACUGCGGUGUUCAGCAAAGAGACUACAACUCCUACAGCCUCCUCAUUGUUUAGCACAGAGAAGCCAACACCAUUGCCAGGUACAGAACAGGACAGUGACGUCACAGUCCAGACAGAGAAACCCUCAGUAUCUUCAGUUACUGAUAAAACAGAGCAAAGUUCCAUUUCCACCCCAGCAGAUGACGGAGGCUCAGGCGACCAAACCCAGGACAUGUUCACUCAGACCUCCUCUGUCACAGCUAAAUCCUCUCUCUACACAACUGAAGCACCAACAUCAAUGUCACCUGAUGCAAAAGCAACUGUAACCUCAAGUGAGACAGAGAAAGCAUCAGUAUCACUAGAAUCAAGUACUACUCUCCCAACAAAAGAUGAAGAGAGCUCAGGUGAUCAGACGACUGAGGUGUCCAGCAAAGAGAUUAUAACUUCGAAAGGUUCCUCAUUGUUUAGUACAGAGAAGCCAACAGCAUUGCCAGGUACAGAACAGGACAGUGACGUCACAGUCCAGACAGAGAAACCUUCAGUAUCUCCAAUUACUGAUGAGAUAGAGUACAGUUCCAUUUCAACCACAACAGAUGAAGAAGGCUCAGGCGAUCAAACUGAACCCAUGUUCACUCAGACCUCCUCUGUCACAACUAAAUCAUCUCUCUACAGUACUGAUGUUUCACCAUCAAUGUCACCUGAAACACCAGCAAUUGUUAGCACAAGUGAGACAGAUAAAGCAUCAGUAACAUCAGAGUCCAGUAGUACUUUCUCAACAACAGAUGAAGAGAGCUCAGGUGACCAUAAUACUGAGGUGUCAAGCAAAGAGUCUACAACUCCUACAGGCUCCUCAUUGUUUAGCACAGAGAGGCCAACAGCAUUGCCAGUUAGAGAACAGGACAGUACCGUCACAGUCCAGACAGAGAUACCCACAGUAUCCCCAAUUACAGAUAAGAUGGACCAAAGUACUAUUCCUAUCCCAGCACAUGAAGAAGGCUCAGGUCUUCAAACCCAAGACAUGUUCACUCAGACCUCCUCUGUCACAGCUAAAUCAUCCUCUGACAGCACUGAGACACAAACAUCAAUGUCUCCUCAAACAACAUCAUCUGAUAUGAAAAUAACAAGCUCAAUAACAACGUCUCCAAAUUUGACCUCAGUUAUAUCAUCCACAAUUACAGGCACCGUGGAUGAGAUUAUUAGCAGGAAGCCUACAAUGGCAGCAUCCAUGACGUUAAUCAGUGGGUCUACCAUGAGCCCUGAAACAUCAGCAUCCUCAUCAUUUCUGACUACCACCGAUACAGAAGGUUAUGAAGACACCAUAACAUGGACAGAGAAAGCAUCAGUCACACCAGAAUCAAGUAGUACGCUCUCAACAACAGCUGAAGACAGCUCAGAUGACCAGACUACUGAGAUGUCCAGCAAAGAGUCUACGACUUCUACACCUUCCUCAUUGUUUAGCACAGAGAGGCCAACAGCAUUACCAGUUACAGAAGAGGACAGUGCCGCCACAGUCCAGACAGAGAAACCCCCAGUAUUUUCAAUUACUGCUAAGACAGAGCACAGUUACAUUUCCACCCCAGCAGAAGAAGAAUGGUCAGGCAAUCAAACAGAAGACAUGUUCACUCAGACCUCCUCUGUCACAGCUAAAUCAUCCCUUUACAGCACUGUGGCUUCACCAUCAAUGUCACCUGAAAAACCAACAACUGUAACCACAAGUGAGACAGAGAAAGCAUCAGUCACACCAGUAUCAAGUACUACUCUCCUAACAACAGAUAAAGAGAGCUCUGGUGAUCAGACGACUGAGGUGUCCAGCAAAGAGACUACAACUCCUGCAGCCUCCUCAUUGUUUAGCACAGAGAGGCCAACAGCAUUGCCAGGUACAGAACAGGACAGUGACGUCACAGUCCAGACAGAGAAACCCUCAGUAUCUUCAGUUACUGAUAAAACAGAGCAAAGUUCCAUUUCCACCCCAGCAGAUGACGGAGGCUCAGGCGACCAAACCCAGGACAUGUUCACUCAGACCUCUUCUGUCACAGCUAAAUCCUCUCUCUACACAACUGAAGCACCAACAUCAAUGUCACCUGAUACAAAAGCUACUGUAACCUCAAGUGAGACAGAGAAAGCAUCAGUAUCACUAGAAUCAAGUACUACUCUCCCAACAAAAGAUGAAGAGAGCUCAGGUGAUCAAACGACUGAGGUGUCCAGCAAAGAGAUUAUAACUUCGAAAGGUUCCUCAUUGUUUAGUACACAGAAGCCAACAGCAUUGCCAGGUACAGAACAGGACAGUGACGUCACAGUCCAGACAGAGAAACCCUCAGUAUCUCCAAUUACUGAUGAGAUAGAGCACAGUUCCAUUUCAACCACAACAGAUGAAGAAGGCUCAGGCGAUCAAACUGAAGACAUGUUCACUCAGACCUCCUCUGUCACAACUAAAUCAUCUCUCUACAGUACUGAUGUUUCACCAUCAAUGUCACCUGAAACACCAGUAAUUGUUAGCACAAGUGAGACAGAUAAAGCAUCAGUAACAUCAGAGUCCAGUAGUACUUUCUCAACAACAGAUGAAGAGAGCUCAGGUGACCAGAAUACUGAGGUGUCCAGCAAAGAGUCGACAACUCCUACAGGCUCCUCAUUGUUUAGCACAGAGAAGCCAACAGCAUUGCCAGUUAGAGAACAGGACAGUGACGUCACAGUCCAGACAGAGAAACCCUCAGUAUCUUCAGUUACUGAUAAAACAGAAUACAGUUCCAUUUCUACCCCAGCAGAUGACGAAGGCUCAGGCGAUCAAACUCAGUACAUGUUCACUCAGACCUCCUCUGUCACAGCUAAAUCUUCUCUCUACACAGCUGAAGCACCAACAUCAGUUUCACCUGAUACAAAAGCAACUGUAACCACAAGUCAUACUGCGAAAGCAUCAAUCACACCAGAAUCAAGUAGUAUUCUCUCAACAACAGAUGAAGAGAGUUCAGGUGACCAGACUACUGAGGUGUCCAGCAAAGAGACUACGGCUCCUACAGCCCCCUCAUUGUUUAUCACAGAGAGGCCAACGGCAUUGCCAAUAAAGAAGGCCCAGGCGACCAAACAGAAGACGUGUCCACUCAGGCUACCUCUGUGA